Messenger RNA from Orbicella faveolata, 414 nucleotides. Its product is annotated as E3 ubiquitin-protein ligase FANCL-like. The record is from RefSeq and is a predicted model, not a curated record. Gene Ontology annotation, biological process: protein monoubiquitination; interstrand cross-link repair. Lineage: Eukaryota; Metazoa; Cnidaria; Anthozoa; Scleractinia; Merulinidae. Gene Ontology annotation, molecular function: ubiquitin protein ligase activity. Gene Ontology annotation, cellular component: Fanconi anaemia nuclear complex; nucleus.
AUGGCGGGAGCUGGGAGACUUCAUCUUUUGGAUGUAUCUCCACAGCUUAUACUUCAAGACAGGACGAAAAGGUUUUACGACGGCUACAUCACAGUAUGCAAGAAGAGUUUCCGAAUUUCCAUCGAAAUUCCUGAGAACAAUUCAUUGAAAGAUGCCAGGAUUGAAUGUGGAUGGAAACUGCGGCAUUUACUAAGAGGUUGUGAAAGUGUCAUAAAACAGAGGCUAACACAGAGUGUUGAUCUACCAUCUUUCUUGCUGGAACUCAAGAGCAUUCUGGAAAAGCUUCUGGAAUGCCAAAAAUCAGAAAAAGUUGUUUCACAACCACAUGUGUACACACAUUUGGUGACAGAGUUGGAAACUAUUGGAUGGGAGAAAUUGGCAUAUGUGGAUCCAUCAUUUCAAGUGUUANGAUGA